AUUCCAUCCUUGGUGGACAAUAAAGUUUUAUUAUUUUCUAUGCAGUUACCCAUGACUCGUCAGUAGGGCGUGGCUUGUAGGGUUUUGAAACCAUGGACCAAAAAAUCCCAUAUGAUGACUACCAACUCCCAGUUGUCUUUUUGCCUUCCUACGAGAGUCCCCCAGCAUGGAUAGCCCCGCAGGAGCGUAUCCACCAUCCUGACUACAACAAUGAGCUGACACAGUUCCUGCCACGCACCAUCGUGUUGAAGAAACCUCCAGGGGCACAGUUAGGCUUCAACAUCCGUGGGGGCAAGGCCUCUCAGCUGGGCAUCUUCAUCUCCAAGGUGGUCCCAGAUUCGGACGCCCACAGAGCAGAGCUCCAGGAGGGAGAUCAGGUGCUGUCUGUCAAUGAGGUGGACUUCCAGGACAUAGAGCACUCGAGGGCUGUUGAGAUUCUGAAGACUGCCAGAGAGAUUUUGAUGAGGGUGCGCUUCUUUCCCUACAACUACCAGAGACAGAAGGAAAGGACUGUGCAUUAGGUGGCAGAAGAGUUCCCCGGGAGAGAGUGUGUGAGUGUCCGUCUUGUAGGAGUUGAUGUCCUUGGUGGAUAGACCUGCACUUCACUAGUGUCCUCCUCCCACAGACUACAGCCCCCGUCCUCCGUUUCAACCUAAGGAUGGACGACCGCAUGACUAACUGGAUCCAUUCACAUUUACACCCCAGGACCACAUAAAGACAUUGCAUUCCCCCUCUGCAUACUAAACGAUGCACACUGCUUCAGAUGCUGAAAGGAUGUUGUUAUAUCAGGUGUUCACUCAUUUACAUAGUGAGUCAUGUACUGAAGACACUACAUAGAGUAAUGUAUACUAUUUACAUACCAUAAUGCUCCAGGUCCCCUGCAUAUAAAAGAAGCACUAAGCAUCAACACCAGAGAAAACAAACUACGUCAACUGCAGUGCAUGUCAAAGGGACACAUUCUUAAGGGAAGUUAUCACUGAAUAUGCCAUCGAGGGAUUAAGUGAUGACAGGAAUAAAAGCUUGCAGCCCUUUUGUUAACCAACCUGCUUUCACUCACCUCUGACCCGGAGCGUUAUGAAUACUAGGUUUUAAACUGGUUACCCAAAUUGUGUGUGUGUAGUGUGUAUAUAUAUAUAUAACUCAGCAAAAAAAGAAACGUCCCCUCACUGUCACCUGUGUUAAUUUUCUGUAAACUUAACGUGUAAAUAUUUGUAUGAACAUAACAAGAUACAUAAACUGAACAAGUUCCACAGACAUGUGACUAACAGAAAUGGAAUGUGUCCCUGAACAAAGGGGAGGGUCAAAAUGAAAAGUAACAGUCAGUAUCUGGUGUGGCCACCAGCUGCAUUAAGUACUGCAGUGCAUCUCCUCAUGGACUGCACCAGAUUUUCCCGUUCUUGCUGAGAUGUUACCCCACUCUUUCACCAAGGCACCUGCAAGUUCCCGGACAUUUCUGGGGGGAAUGGCCCUAGACCUCACCCUCUGAUCCAACAGGACACAGAUGUGCUCAAUGGGAUUGAGAUCUGGGCUCUUCGCUGGCCAUGGCAGAACACUGACAUUCCUGAGCAGUAUGGCUGGUGGCAUUGUCAUGCUGGAGGGUCAUGUCAGGAUGAGCAAUGCAGGAAGGGUACCACAUGAGGGAGGAGGAUGUCUUCCCUGUAAUGCACAGUGUUGAUAUUGCCUGCAAUGACAACAAGAUCAGUCCGAUGAUGCUGUGACACACCGCCCCAGACCAUGACGGACCCUCCACCUCCAAAUCGAUCCCGCUCCAGAGUACAGGCCUCGGUGUAACGCUCAUUCCUUCGACGAUAAACGCGAAUCCGACCAUCACCCCUGGUGAGACAAAACCGCGACUCGUCAAUGAAGAGCACUUUUUGCCAGUCCUGUCUGGUCCUGCGAUGGUGGGUUUGUGCCCAUAGGUGACGUUGUUGCCGAUUAUGUUUUGUGAGGACCUGCCUUACAACAGGCCUACAAGUCCCCAGUCCAGCCUCUUAGCCUAUUGCGGACAGGAGGGAUGGAGGGAUUCUGCGUUCCUGGUGUAACUUGAGCAGUUGUUGUUGCCAUCCUGUACCUGUCCCGCUGGUGUGAUGUUCGGAUGUACCGAUCCGGUGCAGGUGUUGUUACACGUGGUCUGUCACUGCGAGGACGAUCAGCUGUCCGUCCUGUCUCCCUGUCUUAGGCAUCUCACAGUACGGACAUUGCAAUUUAUUGCCCUGGCCACAUCUGCAGUCCUCAUGCCUCCUUGCAGCAUGCCUAAGGCACGUUCAUGCAGAUGAGCAGGGACCCUGGGCAUCUUUAUUUUGGUGUUUAUCAGAGUCAGUAGAAAGGCCUCUUUAGUGUCCUAAGUUUUCAUAAUUGAGACCUUAAUUGCCUACUGUCUGUAAGCUGUUAGUGUCUUAACGACCGUUCCACAGGUGCAUGGUCAUUAAUUGUUCAUGGUUCAUUGAACAAGAGUGGAAAAUAGUAUUUAAACCCUUUACAAUGAAGAUCUGUGAAGUUAUUUGGAUUUUUACGAUUAUCUUUGAAAGACAGGGUCCUGAAAAAGGGACGUUUCUUUUUUUGCUGAGUUUAUAGACAUACACACGCUUCGAAAAGUAUUCAGACCCCUUGACUUUUUCCACAUUUUACGUUAGCCUUAUUCUAAAAUUACAUUGUUUAAAAAAAAAUGUUGCAUUUAUAAUUUUGUUCAGUAUAUAUAUAUUUAUACACAGUUGAAUGAUAUUCCAAAAAAUGUUAUAAUGGACCGAGGACCUGAUAAUGCCUUGAUACUGUAGUAUAUAAAGUAUAUAAACUUUCAUAUUAAAGUACAUUUAAUAUGAAAUGUUUCGAUUAUCUAAGAUAACAUUUUUCUAGACUUACUAUUACACAAAAAAACUAUGUAGAACUAUUAUUAACUAACUUAAAUUAUAUUUGACAUAACGUGUCGACUAUUAAGGUGCCAACAUCCUUCAUUCAACUAUGGCAACACCAUAAUCUCAAAUAAAUUAAUACUUGCCUUGUAUGAAGCUCAAUACAUUAAACAAAAUCACAUUGUUUCCUGUGCCGUAGUUUAUGGUCCAUCACUUAUAAAAUGUCAGCACGGAAUGAGUUCCAUUUCUGUUUUAACAUGUCAAAAUAGAUUAGAUAGUGUAAAUAAAUCACUUAUCCAUUAAAUCACUCGUCCAUUAAUGACCCUAAAGAUGGAGUCAGGAUAGUAGAACCUGUUUUCACUGUGUCAACUCUAUCUUCUGUCCUGUGACCCACUUCACAGAUCAUGCUCUCGUAAAACACUAAAUUAAACACGUCUAAACUCUCAA
Molecule: messenger RNA, 3296 nt
Organism: Salvelinus fontinalis (brook trout)
Lineage: Eukaryota; Metazoa; Chordata; Actinopteri; Salmoniformes; Salmonidae
Product: PDZ domain-containing protein 11
Exons: 6
Coding region: 93-521 (142 amino acids)
Biological process (GO): protein localization to basolateral plasma membrane; neurotransmitter secretion; maintenance of epithelial cell apical/basal polarity
Cellular component (GO): basolateral plasma membrane; synapse; cell-cell junction
Molecular function (GO): protein binding
Source: RefSeq, a predicted model, not a curated record